AUGUUGGGGUGGGGUAAGAGUUGGGCGAAGAAGGUUUUAUUUCCUGGUCCUUUUCUUGGCCAUCUUGCUGCUCAGGAACCCCGGUCACAGAGCCAGUGGCCUCAGGAUCAUCAUAACGAGGCAGUGACUCAGUCUCAAGGGAAGUCCUUCCAAUCCACAAUGCUACCAGUCAGAGGACGUGUAUUCAAAAAUGGGUGGUUGAAGACCUGCCCAGACGCAGAAAAAGAAGACCUUUGCCCUUCGAAGGCCGAUAAACCCACGUUUGGAAGCAUCAAUAAGAUAUCGUUAGGUGUCCCAAAGCCUCCUAGUCUCUUCCUGGCCUGGCCGCCCAUGAGGAUCGGUUGUCGUGCUAUUAUGCGGUCGAGCGGAAAAAAGCCCAAGAGCUCCCCACGCGGGGACCACCUACACAGGCAUACAGCUGCGCACCAGACGGGUGGAAAAAGAAAGAGCGCCUGUACACAACAUAACAAAGCUUAA
Messenger RNA from Striga asiatica, 477 nucleotides. NCBI's taxonomy places the organism in Eukaryota, Viridiplantae, Streptophyta, Magnoliopsida, Lamiales, Orobanchaceae. The record is from the annotation of a GenBank genome assembly.